GCAAUGCAUGUCUACUUGUCUAGUCGACAGUCUACAGCUUUCAAAAUAAAACAAUUUUCGGUCAGUGAGCUGCUUCUUCUUCAAUGGCUUCAAAGUAUGGUAUUCUGCAACUCUCAAAUUUGUGAAGCAAAAUCCAGUUGUUCCCAAAUCCACUGUCAGUUGUUACACAGGAAGAAUUCUCGGUCUUCGUUGUUAUUUGGAAAAUAAACUCCUAAGUCUUAAUAUUGAUGGACCGUUCACCACAUGAUUAUGCUGCAAUGGCAUUUGCUCAGCAGCAGCAACAACAUCAACAGGCAGCUAACAUGCCUGGACAACAGUAUGGCUUCUCUCCACAGCAGCAUCAACAGUUUCCCCCUUCAGCUCACGGUCCUCCUUUUCUACCUCCUCAUCCAUCUGCCCAACAGUUCCCUUUCCAUCCUCAACAGCAUCCUCAACAAAUUCAUCCUCAUCCUCAUCCUACCCACUCUCAUCUUCUUCAUCUUCAGCAGCAACAACAACCUCCACCAUCCUUUUCCCCUCAUAUGCCACCUCACCUGGUACCCUCUCCUUUUCCUGGAGGACCAUAUGACUCUGCUCCACCCCCUGCACCUCCUCCUCCCGAUCCCGAAAUGCGAAAGCGUAUUGACAAGCUAGUUGAGUAUGUUGCCAAAAACGGUCCGGGAUUUGAAGCAAUGGUGUGUGAGAAAGAACAUAAGAACCCCGAGUAUAGUUUUUUGUUUGGUGGUGAGGGUCAUGCAUACUAUCGCUAUAAGCUCUUUUUGUUUACUCGGUCUCCUGGUCCUUUUGGUGCCCCCUUCCCUCCUUCUAUGCCUGGGAUUCAUCCAUCACCUAUGAAUCCUACUGGAGCUUCUGGUUCAAUGAUGGGCCUACCUCAGAUGCAUCAACCUCCUUUCCCUCAUUAUGAUCAGCAACAGCCUUAUUCUCAGCCUUACAUGGGUGAUGGCCGACCGGAUUAUGACCAGCCAGCCAAGUCAUUUAGAGGCCUUUCCGGUCCACUUCCAUCUGAUAUUGCAAUGGAGUUGAACAACGUGCUUGUCAACCUCACUGGUACCAAGGAGUCGAUUAAAGGGGCUAAGGCAUGGUUUAUGCAGAGGUCGCCUUUUGCUCCUGCUUUAGCUGAAGCGUUGAGGGAUAGGGUCUUCAGUUUAGAAGAUUCUGAGAAGCUGUUGCACAUUAUUUACCUUGCAAAUGACAUAAUCUUUGACAGCUUCCAGCGUCGUGCCAAUCCUCAUGAACUUGAUAAUGAGGCCCUUGCAUUCAAACCUGUUUUGGGCUCCAUGUUGGCGAGGAUUUACCAUCAUCCACAAAAUAAGGAAGAAAACCAGGCACGGUUGCAGAAAAUAGUACAAUUUUGGGCUUCGAAAGAAGUUUAUGAUCAAGAAACCAUUCAUGCCCUCGAGGGAGAGAUGAUUGGAGGACCACCAGCUAGUUCUUUUACUGGUCCUCCCAAGGAGCUGUUUGGUUCAUCGGCUGACCCUUCACAUUCUGGGGGAGUAUCUCAUCAAACAGCAAUCAGUAACCUUCAAUGGAUGCAGGAAAACAAAAGUUUACUUAAUCAAGAACAACCCUUUCUUCCACAUACUGUCUCCCCUGGUGGUUUUCCAGGAUCCCUCCCUUUACCUCCGACAAUUCCAUCACUAAAUCAACUGCCUAACUCACUUGCUACAUUGCCACAGCCGCCAUCUGCUAAUGUUGGUGAGAAAUUACCACCAUACCCUUUGUUCCCUCCCGGUCUUAUACCCGGAAUGGUAAAAAAACAGCAGGUUGGAAGUGGCGUUCCCUAUUCCCCAAUGAGCCCUCUUGAAAUUCCAACUGUCAUCCCAUCAUCUGAUGUACCAGAAUCUGAUAUUUUGGAUAGCGUGUCUAAAUUUUUUAAGGAGAUUGGGGAAGCCAACCCUUCUGAAGGGCCGAUGAGUGGUUCCGAAGCAAGAUAUGAUGAUGACUAUCAAAGGGAUUCACCGGUCCGUAAGGGUGGAGCUUGUAUCCCGCCACCAUCGCACUUGCAGUCAAAUGCAGAACAAGAAACAGAACGGGAAACAGAACCGGGUUCAUUUGGGUCUGGAAGGUUGGGCCUUGGAGCUAGUGUAAAUCCGAAUGAGGCAAGUCAAUAUGAUGAUGUUUAUACUAGUUAUCGGAAAAAUAGAAGCUCUAAUUACCAUGUGUCAAUGAGUGCUAGGGCCGUGACACGGUAAUAAAAAGCAUAGUAGAAAUUUUUUCGUGCUUUCUGAUUGAGGUAUGUUUACUAGAUAAGAUAUGAACUUGUCCCUCUUGUGUAUGUUUCAUCCCACCAGUGUUAUAGACUUUUGACUUUGUACAUGGUGAACAAUGGAUAGUUCGUAUUUCUCCUUUC
Spinacia oleracea (spinach) is the source of this 2350-nucleotide messenger RNA. RefSeq lists its product as uncharacterized. Gene Ontology annotation, cellular component: perinuclear region of cytoplasm. The record is from RefSeq and is a predicted model, not a curated record. Gene Ontology annotation, biological process: RNA processing; intracellular calcium ion homeostasis. Lineage: Eukaryota; Viridiplantae; Streptophyta; Magnoliopsida; Caryophyllales; Amaranthaceae. Gene Ontology annotation, molecular function: RNA binding. The transcript is spliced from 4 exons. Bases 228 to 2192 code for a protein of 654 amino acids.